CGCAGCGGUAAUUUCCGCUAUGUCACAUCGUUCCACAAAGAGGGGCUGGAUUUAAUGUCACAUCUUGAGAUUGCACCCCGUAGACAAUUGGUCCAAGUCGCUCUGACAUGUCAAAUAAUUAUUGCGGGGAAUAAAACAAACCCAUGUGGCCCCUUUUCAAGGCACCGAUUUGGUGGGACAUCGGCGGGCAUUUAAGGAAUGUCAUUCCCAAUAGUGCAGCCACAUUGGAAAGAAGCAAGGGGUGAAAUAAAGUUAUCCCCCUUUUCUAAGGAUUUUUCUUGAUAUCUUGCUGCCUUUUGCCUCUUUGUUUAAUCCAGCGUAUUUUCGAUCUCUGCAUGUGCGAUCUGAUUCCCACAAUAUGUCAGGCUUCGCAUUUUGGAAGCUCCUGGGGCCGAUUGCUUUAACGUUCUUAUUUCCUGGCCGAGUUCGUGGACAGGAUACAGUUCCAAAUGAGUUUGAUGUCCUAGACUAUGUCGAUCCACUUAUUGGAACGUCUAAUGGAGGGCAUUCCUUUGCUGGGGCGACACUACCAUUUGGUAUGGCAAAAGCGGUAGCAGACACACAGGGCGAGAAUCAAGCUGGCUUUGCAUUUGACACCGAAACGGUCACUGGCUUCUCACAUACCCAUGACUCCGGGACGGGGGGUUCACCAUCUAUGGGUAACUUUCCUAUAUUCGCACAGCCUAACUGCCCAGAUGACGACCUCAACAAAUGUAAAUGGCAACAAAACGAUCGCGCAGUCGCGUGGGUACGAGACUCUCCCAAGGCCAGACCAGGCUACUUUAGCAUUAGUUUGGAAAACGGCGUGCAAGCUGAGAUGACGGUGACAAACCACUCGGCAUUAUAUCGAUUUACAUUUAACAAUGUCCCCACAGAGUCCCUUAGCCCAGUGAUUCUUGUCGAUCUCAUGGACCUGCCCCAGUCGCGAAAGGGUGGUACAGCCUCAGUUGAUUCGUCUGGACGCCUGAGUGGGAACGCCACAUUCAAUCCGAGUUUCGGUAUUGGGUCGUAUGAGCUCCAUUUCUGUGUAGACUUCCAGGGCGGUGAUAUUCGCGACACAGGGACGUGGGUCAAAAAUCGAGCUGGUUCCAGUCCGAAGACUGUCACGCUUGUUGAAGACGGGAGCAAUACCCCAGCCACUCUUUCGGCUGGUACGUUUACAAGGUUCCAGGCAUUAAAAAACAAUACUAUCACUGCGCGUGUUGGUGUCAGCUUUAUUAGUGUUGAACAGGCUUGCUCCAACGCAGAGACAGAGCAGCCCGAUUUCGAUUUCGCUAAAACAGUAUCUGCGGCUGAAUCUGCGUGGAGGGAUAAACUGAAUGUAAUCAGCGUUGAUACCGAAGGCAUCUCCUCCGACUUACAGAAGGUUUUCUGGAGCGGUGCGUAUCGAGCGAUGAUUAGCCCGCAAGACUACACAGGAGAGAAUCCACUUUGGAAAAGUGAAGAGCCAUAUUACGAUAGCUUCUAUUGUAUCUGGGAUUCAUAUCGUGGAGUACACCAAUUACUGACCCUGAUGGAUCCCCUGUCUCAAUCCCGAAUGAUCAGGAGCUUGGUUGACAUUUACCGUCAUGAAGGCUAUUUGCCCGAUUGUCGUAUGUCUCUUUGCAAGGGGUACACUCAAGGAGGGUCCAAUGCAGACGUCCUCAUCGCGGAUGCAUACUUGAAAAAUGUCAGUGAUGUUGAUUGGGACACAGCCUACGAGGCUAUUGUAAAGGAUGCGGAGGUUGAACCAGCGAACUGGGGUGUCGAAGGGCGCGGUGGCCUUCGGAGCUGGAAGGGACUAGGUUAUAUCCCUACGGACGAUUUCGAUCCUGAUGGCUCAGGGCUCCACACGCGCAGUAUUUCGAGAACCGUCGAAUAUGCAUACAAUGACUUCUGUAUCGCCGAAGUGGCUAAGCGAAUGGGCCAUGAGAGUGACUAUGAGAAAUACCUCACGCGAGCUUCUAACUGGCAGAACAUGUUCAAGGAUGAUCAGAUAUCGACAAUCAAUGGUGUGGAUACAGGUUUUACGGGCUUCCUGCAGCCUCGUUAUCAAAAUGGGACAUGGGGAUACCAGGACCCCAUCUUCUGCAGUCCACUCAUGAACUUUACAUCCUGCUAUCUGAACCCAGAUGGGCACGAAACAUAUGAAGGGAGCUCCUGGCUCUAUACAUUUUAUGCCCCCCAGGAUAUGAGUCUACUGAUAAAGCGACUGGGCGGCACCCAGCUCUUUACAUCUCGACUGAACUACCUACACGAUUCGGGUAUACUUUAUGUUGGAGAUGAGCAAGCCUUUCUUACCGUUUUCCAAUAUCACUAUGCUGGUCGCCCGGCACUCUCGGCUGCGCGUUCCCACUUUUACAUCCCAUCUCAAUUCAACACAUCAGUCUCUGGGAUCCCCGGAAAUGACGACGGUGGAGCGAUGGGCUCUUUCGCUGUGUUGAGCAUGAUGGGCCUCUUUCCAGUUCAUGGACAAGACGUCUAUCUAAUCACACCACCCUUCUUCAAAGAGAUCAGCAUCCGGAACAGCGUUACCGGCGCGGUUGCCACAAUUCGGAAUCUCAACUUCGAUCCUACUUAUAAGGGUAUCUAUAUUCAGAGCGCCAAGCGAGAUGGUAAGCCGUGGACAAAGAGUUGGAUCGGUCAUGACUUUUUCAACGAGGGUGGUGUGCUUGAGCUUGAGCUAGGUUUGACGGAGAGUGCUUGGGGGACGCAGAAUGAGGAUCUUCCUCCCAGUAUGAGCCACGACUAA
This is a messenger RNA of Aspergillus pseudotamarii, 2731 nucleotides long. Its product is annotated as glycoside hydrolase family 92 protein. NCBI's taxonomy places the organism in Eukaryota, Fungi, Ascomycota, Eurotiomycetes, Eurotiales, Aspergillaceae. The transcript has 6 exons. Bases 359 to 2731 code for a protein of 790 amino acids. Gene Ontology annotation, biological process: protein quality control for misfolded or incompletely synthesized proteins; protein deglycosylation; carbohydrate metabolic process. Gene Ontology annotation, cellular component: cytosol; nucleus. The record is from RefSeq and is a predicted model, not a curated record. Gene Ontology annotation, molecular function: peptide-N4-(N-acetyl-beta-glucosaminyl)asparagine amidase activity; carbohydrate binding.